This is a messenger RNA of Closterium sp. NIES-65, 3006 nucleotides long. The record is from the annotation of a GenBank genome assembly. NCBI's taxonomy places the organism in Eukaryota, Viridiplantae, Streptophyta, Zygnematophyceae, Desmidiales, Closteriaceae.
AUGGCGUUGGCGUUCUCGAGUUUCAGUGAAGCACAGCGGCUCUCUCUUUCUGUGGCGGGGGCGAGGAGAGGCGCGUAUGCUAAGAACUCCUACGGCAACGAGUACUCAGCAGUGGGCGUGUGGGUGCUGGGAGAAACUCUGCGCAACGCGUGGGGGGAGGGCGUGGUGCGGCAGAAGGAGAGGGAGCUGAGCGAGUACCUGGAGGUCAGUGGUCCCGGGGGCAAUGGGGGAGGCAGCGCAGUAAGUGGUUGCUGCAUCUGUUCUCGACUCGCCUUACGAGUCACUUCGUGGGGGGAGGGCGUGGUGCGGCAGAAGCAGAGGGAGCUGAGCGAGUACCUGGAGAGGCAUCGCAUGGCAGUGGGUAUGGAGCUGGUCACGGCAGUGCUGGGAGACCACGGGCAGAGACCCCUGCAAGAUUAUGUGGUGGUGACAGCAGUAACGGACAUGGCAAGCCACCCCCCACGCUUCCUCUCCACCCCCGAGGUGCUGCGCUUCUGUCACACCUGGCGCCUGCCCUUCAACUCCUACUGGCUCUUCCACUCCACGGAAUCAUGUGCACAGCUGUUUGCAGCGUACAAUGCACUGAGCGAGGAGGGCACGGCGCACACUGUUGAGGACACCCUCACCAGCAUCGCAGACGUCACCAUUGCAGAAAACUAUAACCUUUUGUUUGCUCCGCUCUCCUCUCCCCUACUAUUGCCUCCCCUCAGGCACAGCAUCGCAUGGGAAGCUUCAGGGAAACAUCAUGGAGGGGCUGGUGGCGAGGCUGGUGAGCCCAGGAGUUUGCAGCAAGUCAGCGAGCUUAAGGCGGUGCUGAGGGCUGGCCCGGCGGCCAGCUAUCCGGUGGGAGCAGGCACGCGACUGAGAGAGCUCUUCACUCAACACGACUCCAUGCGCGAGGUCAGUGAGGCUGGGCAAUGCAGGGGUCGCUCCACAGCGCAUCGCCCAUCUGGUGGAGGAGGCAGGAGACGCCAUGUGCAGCGAAGGGCACUUGGGGAGGGCGUGGCGGGGGGUAUGGGAGUAGAGGCGAGUCGACUUUUGAGUCGACUCAAAAAGUCGACUUUUGAGUCGACUCAAAAGGGGGAGGGCGUGGCGGGGGGUAUGGGAGUAGAGGCGAGGACCAAGCUGCUCAAGGUAUGGGGCACGUCCCCUGCUGCCACUCACGAGAUGACCAGCGCUCUGCCGAGCAUGUCGACUCAAAGGCCUUCGCACCCCGCACCGCACUGUCUCUCACUCCAACGUUCCCCUCAACCUUGCCCCUACACCAACUCCUCCGACUUCGCCCUUCCCCUGUGUCCAGUCCACCCUCGUCCCCCCAACCCUCCCAAGUCCGUCUCAUCCAACUCUACCUCGACUAUGCCGAAUCCUUUCUUGCUGCCUACGCCAAGAGGGGCGCAGCACAGGCCAAGGCAGUGGGGGGCCGCAUGGGACGGGGAAGCAGGGGAAGGGAGUGAGGGGAAGAGAGGGGACGGGGGUGAGGGGAUGCGGGGGGAGGAGAGUGGAGGGGAGGGAGGGGGAGCGGAGGGGAGGGGGAAGCAGGGCAAGGGGCUGCUGGUGUUCUUCCCGGGGAUCCCUGCUGAGCAGGCAUGGACUGGCAGGGAGGGCGAGUCGUCUGCGCAGGGAGCGAGAGACGGGGGGGAUGCUUCAGCGGACCCUGUUGUAGGAGCAGAGGCAGGGGCGGUAGAGGAGGAGGAUGGGUGGCAGGAGGUGACGAGAGGGAAGGGCAAGGGGAAGAAAGGCAAGUACUGGAAGGUGUUGGGGGCGCGCAUGAGGAAGGAGAGGGGGGCGAGGGUGAACGUGCUGGCGGAUAAGAAUGCGCCCAACGAGGACGUGUGGAACCAGAUAGAAGCCAUUUGCCACGACACAGGGCUGCUAGGCGCGCCUGUUGUGCCUGCCUCGCUCGGUAAGCUGUCUUUUGAGACGUCUCAAAGCCACGACACAGGGCCGAUAGGCGUACCUGUUGUGCCUGCCUCGCUCGGCACACUGCACAACGCUUUCGACUGGCGAGUGCUGGCCGUGUUUCUGUUCCGCGUGAUUCAGCGCACCAACCACCCUGGCGAUUUGGAUGCCAGCUCACCAGCUCCAGGGCAAGUGGUGCUCAACUUCCAUUCGCUCUACACGGCAGACAUAAACCGGGAGGACUUUGAGGCGGAGCUGAAGCAGCGCUUUGGUGUGCUCGUGACCAUGCCUGUUCAAGGAGCCUCUGAAAACGCCAUGGCAGAGGAGGUGUUGGAGUGGGAGGGGGAGUUGAGAGCGGUGCUGCACAAGCAUGCCCACUACCUCACAUCCAUCCAGCUGCCUCUUGACCAAGUGGUCGCUACAGUCCAAAACCAGCUCCACCAGAUCGCUACAGGACAAAUCCGGCCACUGGUCACCACCAAGACGAGCUUCCGCAGCAUUCGCCUGGCAGCGGUGGUGAUUGAUCCCGCUGCUGAUGUGGCACCGGGCGGCGCUGACAAGGAGCAGGGCGUGCCGGCAGUGGUGGGGUAUGCUCCCAUGGAGGGGCGUGCAGUGACGGUGCUGGCAACGGCGCUGCUGUUUGAUCAACAUGUGGCUGCACUCGCCGUGGAGCUGAGGGAAGGGGAGGAGGGGGAGGCGGUUCGCUCGCUUAAUCCUUUCAUUGAACGUACUAACUCCUUCAUGCUGCUCCCAUGUGCUCUCCCACGUGCUCCCACGUGCUCCCAUGGCUCCUUGGUGCGUCCACCCAUCCGAACCGCUCUGUGUUGCGUCGAUGGUGCGGCAGUGCGGCUCAUGAUGUACGGCUUUGGAGAUGAUCCCGAGCCCCUACCCGAGUCAGUGGAGCUAGUGGAGGAGAUAGUGAUCGAGUACAUCACUGACCUCGUGCAUCGGGCUCAGGAGGUGGCAGCCAGGCGAGGCCGCCUCACCACAGAAGACGUGCUCUUCCUCAUCCGCAAGGACCCACGCAAGUUUGCAAGAGCCAGGGAGUUACUGGCAAUGAACGUGGAGCUGAAAGAAGCAAGAAAGGCAUUCCAAGAGGAGCAAUAA